This is a messenger RNA of Oncorhynchus mykiss (rainbow trout), 1349 nucleotides long. The record is from RefSeq and is a predicted model, not a curated record. NCBI's taxonomy places the organism in Eukaryota, Metazoa, Chordata, Actinopteri, Salmoniformes, Salmonidae.
UGGUCCUUGAUACACAUUUGUGCUCAGGUACCAUUUAAUAUUACAUGCAGACUGAAACCCUCACAUGGCUAACCAUCUCUCCUUCCCCCUCCUCCUCUUUAUCUUCUUCCACAGAGUCUCAGCAGCGAGGCAUGUGUCUGUGCAGUCAGGAGGCUCCAUCACCAUCCCAUGUAGCUAUGAUCAGUAUUACAUACACCACGUGAAGUACUGGUGUAAAGGGUAUGGUUGGACUCAUUGCUUCUCUGUAGUACGCACUGACCAUCCUAAGAGCACUGAUAGGGCGUCAAUCUCUGAUGACAUCACCCAGAAAGUCUUCACUGUGAUCAUGACUGAUCUGGAGCCAGACGACUCUAAUAUUUACAGGUGUGUUGUGGAGAUCAAUGGAGGAACAGAUAGCAUGAUACAACUGCUCUACCUGUCUGUCACUCCAGCAACCCAAGAUCCAACCCCUCAACAACCCUCUGCCUCUCCAACUGCUGAGCCUGUUCAGACUGACAACACAAGUCAAGGAGCUGAGGGGAACAUGGAGGAAGUCCACCAGAGGUCCGUGAAAGUCCUACUCAUCUCUCUGGGCAUGUUGGUGGUGGUGACAGCUGGUAUCCUAGUAACAUGGAAGAUGUGGAGAAGGCACAAGGACAAUAAGGCCAAGGACCAGACAACUAACAACUCAGUGUCUGCUGACCCUGAGCAGGACAUUACAUACAGCACAGUGACCCACACCAGAGAAACAGCACCGCAGGAUCCAUUUCCUGAAGCUGAUGAUGAUGUCACAUACAGCACUGUCAUCCUCCAGCACAAGACCCAACUAAAAGGACAGACCAAGUCAGCAGAACCAGAUGAUAAUGUGGUCUACAGCUCACUAGCUCUACAGGUGACCACACAGCAGAGGGCAGCAGCAGCACAAUAGUGACUGACAAAGAAGACCUUCCUUUUACUGGAAGGACAGAACACUCCCCUCUCCUGUGUCACAACAUCUAUCUGCCUCCAAUAUGAUUCUGUCAUACCUCUUAACCCACCCCAGGAAUACACCUCUAUCCUUUAGUGUAAUAAACUACUGAAGGCAGUCUGCUGUGUUUGUUCUGAUUAUCAUCACAUUUCUGUUAUUAGUCAUGUUCCACCACCUUUCCCCUUGUCUCUUAUUUCUUACAUCAUGAUCUCAUUGAUCUAGUUUAAUGUCCUAUGCCUGUAACUAAUCAUGAUCAAACGUGUAUUAAGAUCAUAGUAUAGACAGCUACUAUGUAUAAUAACUACUGUACUUCAAUAAUAAAAUGUACUAUAUAUAUUAAACAAUGGAAAUUUAUUUUUUUAAAUGCAAUUGUUACAUCUAUUUAUGGCAACUAUUUAUAGGA